This is a messenger RNA of Blepharisma stoltei, 879 nucleotides long. The record is from the annotation of a GenBank genome assembly. Lineage: Eukaryota; Ciliophora; Heterotrichea; Heterotrichida; Blepharismidae.
AUGGAGAGCUGAAUUUUCUGGCUUAUUGGAGGAAUCCUUCUAGGACUUGCUGUUCUAUUUCUCACUAGAGACAAAAAGGAACCUGUAUUCCUAGAAGGGGCUAAAAAUUGGAAGCAAGUCACCCUUGUAGAGGCCAAACAGAUUUCCCCAGACUCAAAAAUUUUUGUUUUCAGCUUUGGAGAUCCAAAUCUGAAGUUAGGCCUGCCAUUAGGACAGCACGUUAUUUUCAGAGCCAAUAUCCCAACAGCUGAGCACCCAGAAGGCGAAAUCGUAACACGUAAGUACACUCCAACUUCUAAAAUAGACCAAAGAGGCAUCAUUGAGCUGCCAAUCAAAAUUUACUAUAAAAAUGUUCAUCCAAAGUUCCCUGAAGGAGGCAAAAUGACUCAGUAUUUAGACAGUCUUAAAAACGGAGAUAAAUUAGAAAUUUCUGGACCCAAAGGGAGACUGACUUAUUUAGGAAACGGAAAUGUAGAUAUUGAAGGAGCAAAAUUCAAAGUAAAACACUUUGGUUUUAUUGCAGGAGGAACUGGGAUUACGCCUUGUUUCCAGUUAAUACAGAACAUUAUUGAUAAUAAUGAAGAUAUCACUUUAUCUUUGGUAUACGGAAACCGCACAGAAAUUGACAUUCUGCUCAGAGAGAAACUAGAAGAAUUUGUAAACCACGGAAAAUUAGUAGUUUACUACACCCUUGAUAUUCCUGCUGAUGGCUGGAAAUAUGGAAAAGGGUUCAUAAAUGAAGAAAUGCUUAAAAAAUAUAUGCCGCCUGCUUCAAAAGAUACAAUUAUAUGCCAUUGUGGACCUAGCCAAAUGAAUAGAAUGGUAAGAGAACAACUCAAAGGAUUAGGAUUUUCUGAAGAGCAAAUCUUUAAGUUCUAA